Parathielavia appendiculata is the source of this 2489-nucleotide messenger RNA. Its product is annotated as P-loop containing nucleoside triphosphate hydrolase protein. Lineage: Eukaryota; Fungi; Ascomycota; Sordariomycetes; Sordariales; Chaetomiaceae. Bases 178 to 2427 code for a protein of 749 amino acids. Gene Ontology annotation, molecular function: ATP binding; ATP hydrolysis activity. The record is from RefSeq and is a predicted model, not a curated record. The transcript has 3 exons.
CCGACGACAAAAAAAGUACGGUACCGAUCGGGUAAGACUGGACCGAAGCAUAACGUGUAAACAAGUCCGAUUCAAUAUUCCAUCAGUGUGUGUGCAUUGCAAAGCGGUACUUGAACAGCUAGUUUUGGACUCCCAGUUUGGUACCGAGACAACGACGCAUCCCACCCGGAACCCGCCAUGGAGGCCGAGAUUCGAGCCGUGCUUCCGAACAUCGAUCCUGUGAUAUCCGAGUACUCAGCCGGCUAUCUGACCCAUGCAUCCACCGCAUGGGCUGAUGAGGAGGAAGCAUCCGGUCCGUCCCCGCUUGACGAGGCCGCUUCCACCAUCACGGAGCUGCUACUCUCGGCAUCCGGAAGCUAUGGCUCUGCCACCCAUGACAAAAUCCGGAGUCUGGUUGAGAAAUGGGUUAACCGCUAUGCCGCCGCCAGCAACAGCCAGGAGAAGAGGGGCCCGGCCGUCAAGCGCCUCGACCAGACCAUCCAAGUGAGCGCUCAGCGGAACAUGUCGUCGACGUUGGCCGUUGCCACCGGCGCCGUUGACCUCGAGUCGGCCAAUGUCCGGAAGGUCGAGUCCAAGGUCGACAAGAAGAAGCUUGAGAAGGCCGAGCGUAAGAUUGCCGCCAAACAGAACAAGAAGACCUUCAAGACGGUCGAGUACGAGGCCUCGCGUCUGCUCAAUCAGCCAGACUCAACCCAGUCGUACGAGGAGUUCUACAUGGCCGUCAACCCGCUGCAGAUGGGUAGCCAGGGCGGGAAAUCCAAGGAUAUCAAGAUUGACAACAUUGACGUGUCCAUCGGAGGGAAGAGGAUCUUGACCGAUACCACCCUCACUCUUUCGUAUGGCCACCGCUAUGGUCUCGUUGGUAACAACGGUAUCGGUAAAUCAACUCUACUCAGGGCUCUGUCUCGCAGAGAGGUGCCCAUCCCGACGCACAUAUCCAUUCUGCACGUCGAGCAAGAGAUUACUGGUGACGACACUCCGGCACUUCAGGCCGUCUUGGACGCUGAUGUCUGGCGCAAGGUGCUGCUACAGGAGCAAGCGGAAAUUACCCAAAAGUUGGCAGACAUCGAGGCUCAGCGAGCGUCCAUGGCGGACACCUCAACAGACGCUGCUAAACUGGACAAGGAGCGCGAGGCACAGGAUCAACGUCUUGGAGACAUUCAAGCCAAGCUCGCCGAGAUGGAAUCCGACAAGGCAGAAUCCAGAGCCGCCAGCAUCCUGGCUGGCCUGGGUUUCUCCCCUGAGCGGCAGCAGUUUGCUACCAAGACUUUCUCCGGAGGUUGGAGAAUGCGUUUGGCUCUUGCCCGGGCCCUCUUCUGUGAACCUGAUCUGCUGCUCCUCGAUGAGCCUUCCAACAUGUUGGACGUUCCAUCAAUCACCUUCCUCUCGAACUAUCUGCAGGGCUAUCCGAGCACCGUUCUUGUCGUGUCCCAUGACAGAGCCUUCCUCAACGAAGUCGCAACCGACAUCAUCCACCAGCACUCGAUGCGCCUCGACUACUAUCGUGGCGCCAACUUCGACUCCUUCUACGCCACAAAGGAGGAGCGGAAGAAGACGGCCAAGAGGGAGUACGAGAACCAGAUGGCCCAGCGUGCCCACCUCCAGGCCUUCAUUGACAAGUUCCGGUACAACGCCGCCAAAUCGUCAGAAGCCCAAUCCCGUAUCAAAAAGCUGGAGCGCAUGCCGGUGCUCGAGCCUCCCGAGGUCGAGUACAGCGUGCAUUUCAAGUUCCCGGACGUCGAGAAAAUGUCACCGCCCAUCGUCCAAAUGUCCAACGUCAGCUUCGGCUACUCAAAGGACAAGAGCCUGCUUAGGAAUGUCGAUCUCGACGUCCAAAUGGACUCGCGCAUCGGCAUUGUCGGUCCAAACGGCGCCGGCAAGACGACUGUGCUCAAGCUUCUUAUUGGCAAGCUCCAGCCGACCAGCGGCAUCAUUUCGCAAAACCCCCGCCUCCGCGUCGGUUACUUUGCACAGCACCACGUCGAUGCCCUCGACCUCAACGCCAGUGCCGUCAGCUUCAUGGCCAAGACGUACCCGGGCAAGACGGACGAGGAGUACCGCCGCCAGCUUGGCGCCUUCGGCAUCACGGGUACGACGGGCCUGCAAAAGAUGGAGUUGCUGUCUGGUGGUCAGAAGUCUCGCGUUGCAUUCGCCUGCCUGGCUCUUACCAACCCCCACAUUCUCGUCAUGGACGAGCCGUCCAACCACUUGGAUAUCGAGGCCAUGGAUGCCUUGGCCGAGGCUCUCAAGGAGUUUCAGGGUGGUGUGCUGAUCGUGUCUCACGACGUGACCCUGCUACAGACGGUUUGCACUUCGCUGUGGGUGUGCGACAACGGAACGGUCGAGAAAUUCCCCGGCGAUGUGCAGGCUUACAAGAAGAGGAUCUCGGCGCAGGCAGAUUCGGCGGGUGUUGUCAAGGCUCAUUAGGCUGCCAGCGCUAUCAUACAAUGUACCCAUGUACUUAAAUGGUACGGGAUAACCCAUACGGG